Caenorhabditis remanei is the source of this 861-nucleotide messenger RNA. RefSeq lists its product as uncharacterized. Gene Ontology annotation, cellular component: membrane. Gene Ontology annotation, molecular function: L-amino acid transmembrane transporter activity. Bases 1 to 861 code for a protein of 286 amino acids. The record is from RefSeq and is a predicted model, not a curated record. The transcript is spliced from 7 exons. Gene Ontology annotation, biological process: amino acid transmembrane transport. Lineage: Eukaryota; Metazoa; Nematoda; Chromadorea; Rhabditida; Rhabditidae.
AUGAAAGGGUCUGAUUGGAAGCCUGGAGCGAUUGUUCUGGCAAUUUACCAAGGAAAUUGGGCUUUCGGAGGAUUUACGACGCUGAAUUAUGGAUCAGAGGAGAUUCAGAUUGAGAAUUUCAGAAAAACCUUGCCACGAGCCUGUCUUGGUGGUCUUGUUAUUUCUGCAGUGAUUUAUGUUCUAGUCAAUGCUUCCUAUUUUGCCAUUUUGACACCACAGGAGGUUAUCGAUUCUGAUGCAGUGGCUACAACAUUCAUCCAAAGAACCGUUGGGAAUGAUGCCGCAUUUGCUGUUCCCGCCGUGGUUGGAUUUCUGCUGAUUGGAACAUUAAACGGAGAUAUUUUCGGUUGGAGCAGGUACAUGGUUGCCGGUUCACGACGGAAAAUGAUGCCCACUUGCUUCAGUUUGAUACAUGUUGACAAUGACAGUCCGAGGGUUUCUGUCUUUUUUCAUACAUUCACCUCCAUCAUAUUUGCAUUCCUGGGAGACGUUGACCAACUCGUAGAUUAUUUGAAUAUAGUCAGUAUACUAACUACAAUCUUCCCUCUGGCAGUACUUGUAAUAAUCAAAUGGAAAAAGAUGCCAGUUGCAGCAGAUCCAGUGAAAUACAGUAUAUUCUGGCCAGUUUUGAAUAUAAUCAUAAUGAUUGCCCUGUUGGUUAUUCCAAUUCAACAAGACCCCAUUUCAUUCAUCAUUGGGUUUUCUAUGUUUUUGGGAGGCGUUGUAGUCUACUUUGUGGUCAAGUUUAUAGUUAAUCAUACCAAAUUUCUUGGAAUCAUUGAUAGAAAACUAACUCAUCUCUGUCAAAUACUAACAUGGACUGUUGUAGACUUGGGACCUGGAGAAAAAACUCAUUUGUGA